Messenger RNA from Bufo bufo (common toad), 2071 nucleotides. RefSeq names its product nuclear factor 7, brain-like. Bases 1 to 1917 code for a protein of 638 amino acids. The transcript is spliced from 9 exons. NCBI's taxonomy places the organism in Eukaryota, Metazoa, Chordata, Amphibia, Anura, Bufonidae. The record is from RefSeq and is a predicted model, not a curated record. Gene Ontology annotation, molecular function: zinc ion binding; protein binding.
AUGGCCUCCGUAGCGCAGCCCGAUGUCUCCGAGCUGGAGAAGAAAGACAACUCGGCGGCCGGGGAGGAUGCGGACAACAACCCCGAGGAGCCCAUGGACGAGGAGGACGACGAUGAGAACGAUGAUGGCGGAGACGGAGAAGACGAGGACGUGGAGGAAGAUGUGGUCGUCCAGAUCGGGGCCACCUACUCCUGCAAGAGGCAGGACGGAUCCUUCCAUGAUGCAGAAAUUCUGAAAACCAGAAUGAACAAGCAGGCCGGCCGGGAGGAGUUCUAUGUGCAUUACGCUGGUUUGAAUCGGCGACAAAAUGAGUGGGUUGACAAAACACGGUUGGUGAUUCCCAAACCAAUAAAGGAGGAGGCUGAAGUGACAAAUGGUACGAGCUCAGAUGUCGCAGAGAAUGGAAAAGCUCCCCUGAAAAGGAAAACGGAGGAAGAGGAUCCUGAACCGAAGAAAGUAAAGGUCGAAAACUCAGUGAUGGCAUCUGGGGAUUUUGCUGAAGAACUGACUUGCCUUCUGUGCAGCGAGCUCUUCAAGGAUCCAGUCAUGGUGGAAUGCGGCCAUAACUUCUGCCGUAACUGUGCUGACAAGGCCUGGAACGGGCAGGAAUCCUUCACCUGUCCUGACUGUAAGGAGGUCAUCACUGAGAAGAGGUACACCACCAAUAGAGCCCUGGCUAACCUGGUGAAGAAGACGGUUGGUACCGCUGCUGCCCUGAACACGACUAAACCUUCCGAGAAACCUAAACCAUCAGAGAACUGUCCUGAGCACGACGAGAGGCUGAAGCUGUACUGUAAAGAUGAUGGGACACUGAGCUGCGUCAUCUGCCGGGACUCUCUGAAACACGCAAGUCACACCUUCCUGCCCAUCCUUGAUGCAGUGGGAGUGUACAGGGCAGAACUGUCGGCCAUUGUGGCUCCAUUAGAAGAAGCUCUGAAGGUGACUGAACAGCUGACCAGCCAGCAGAGCGAGAAGGUUGAGCAGCACAAGACCAAUAUAUCUGACUUCAGGGAGCACAUUGUGUCCGAGUUUGAGAAGCUGCGCACAUUCUUGAAGGAGCGAGAGGAGAAGCUUUUGGAGCAGCUUCAGGAACAGGGAGAAAACCUACUGAAAGAGAUGGAGAGCAACAUGGUGAAGAUGCAGGAGAACCAGGACAACAUUAAACAGACCAUCACGGUUGCUGAUGAGCGGAUGAAUGAUAUGGACUCCAUCUCGUUCCUCACUGACAUCAAGUCUUUCAUUGAAAAGUGCCAGGCGCAGCAGAAAGAGGUCACGUCUUCCGGGAAUAGUCUUCUCUCCAAGGACCUGUGUCAGGGAACAUUUAGAGGGCCUAUUCAGUAUACAAUCUGGAAGCAGAUUAAAUCUUUCAUUGUUCCACAUCUGACUCCAAUGGUGCUAGACCCUCUCACAGCGCACCCCAACCUAGUUCUGUCCGAUAAUAUGACCAGUGUUAAAUAUGGAGACUCUAAGCUCCCACUCCCUGACAAUCCCAAACGCUUCAGCCAGUGCAUCCUGGUCCUAGGAGCUCAGGGCUUUGAUUCUGGCCGCCACUACUGGGAGGUGGAGGUGGGAGAGAAGACCGCUUGGGAUGUUGGCAUGGCCAGCGAGUCAAGCAACCGCAAGGGUAAGAUCAAGCUGAACCCCAAGAACGGCUACUGGGCCAUCUGGCUGAGGAACGGUAAUGCCUACAAGGCUCUGGAGUCUCCUUCCAAGACCUUGAUCCUGAACGCCAAGCCGAAGAGAAUCGGAGUGUACGUAGAUUACGAGGGAGGCCAGAUGUCCUUCUACAACGCUGAUGACAUGUCUCCAAUCUACACGUUCAGAGCCACAUUCACUGAGAAGCUGUAUCCUUACCUGUCCCCGUUCCUGCAUGAUUCCGGCCUCAAUGCUCAGCCCCUGCGUUUCGUCCAUGACUAAUGGCACUGCCCUGUCACGUAAAGCUUCUUUUUGUUUUGUUAUGCCAGGAAAUAUUGUUGAAGUGUCGCCAUUUAGAAUUCUUGUUUAGUUCACAAACUUGAUUUUUGCAACUUUUUAUUUUUUAAUGGAAAUAAAAUGUGUUCAGUGACUAAAA